AUGCCUCAAAUUUGCCCUUUUGCUUGGACUUGGAGGAAAUACACUCAAUUGAGGGUACCAAACCCCCCUUUCACUGAGGCCCUGCAGGCGGGGAGCCCCUCAAAGAGUUUUCGGGGGCGGGCUAUUCAAGCUUCGGAGUUCGGGGAAAUACCGUAUUACUACAUACAUGCCAACUUGCGGCUUCCGGUCACCAAGCUUCAACCUUUACCUCAUCAUCCGAUCUCAUCGAAAAUCAGCACUUCGAAAUCGCUCGACGAGGGUCCUCCCUUGCCUGACCACCUCACCACCCAACUAGCGAUGGCAAAUCCCUAUAGUUCAGUGACAGUGUUCGAUGCUGAAGAAAGCUCGAAAACGGUACCAGCCGACAAUCUUGCAUUUCAGGAUUUCUCUCAAAAUGCCCCCUCUGACGCCGGUCGUCCUGGUCAGGGAACCGUCCGAGGAAACGUGUAUGACCCAGACGCCGAACUGCAACAGAGAUUGGCUGGAUCACAGAGUUGGUUCAGUAUUGAUGCUUAUAGUCCGUACUUUGAUGUGGAAACCAAGACAGUGCUAGAACGUUGUUGGAGGACGAUGUAUCCUAAAGAUGACUAUGUAGAAGUUGUCUUGGCUGGUCAACCUGAUUUGUAUGGCCCUUUCUGGCUCCCAACAACGUUGAUUUUUAUCCUUUUUUUCGCAUCCUCACUUUCUGGUGCCUUAACAUCUUAUCUCCAUUCUCAGUCAUAUGAUUACGAUUUCAGUAAACUUUCGAUGGCCGUUGGCCUAGUAUAUGUCUAUGCGCUUGCACUUCCAGCGUGUAUUUGGGCGGCCAUGAGGUAUUGGGCCGGGGUGGAGGGACGCACGAUCCCGGAAAUCAUCAACUUAUAUGGCUAUGGAUUGACGGUCUUUAUCCCGGUUGCCUUGCUGUCCAUCCCACCAUUCCCGUUCCUACGGAGCAUCAUGGCUCUUGCCGCAUUCGGACUCUCGCUCGGCUUCCUCGUUCGAAACCUCUACCCUGUCCUCGCCGCUGCCCCUGCCAAGACGGGUCGGAUUUUGUUGAUCGGAGUCUUUGGUCUCCAUGCUAUCUUCACUCUGAUAUUGUGGUUCGGCUAUUUGAGUAUCGGUGGGAACUUUGAAGAAGUUAUCGUUGCCCCGGCACCCAGUGAAGACGUUGGAAAAGUCCCUAGUCCACCAUAA
Puccinia graminis f. sp. tritici CRL 75-36-700-3 is the source of this 1173-nucleotide messenger RNA. RefSeq lists its product as uncharacterized. The transcript has 7 exons. Gene Ontology annotation, biological process: vesicle-mediated transport. Gene Ontology annotation, molecular function: small GTPase binding. Gene Ontology annotation, cellular component: membrane; Golgi apparatus. The record is from RefSeq and is a predicted model, not a curated record. NCBI's taxonomy places the organism in Eukaryota, Fungi, Basidiomycota, Pucciniomycetes, Pucciniales, Pucciniaceae. The coding region runs from base 1 to 1173 and encodes 390 amino acids.